Molecule: messenger RNA, 2054 nt
Organism: Durusdinium trenchii
Lineage: Eukaryota; Dinophyceae; Suessiales; Symbiodiniaceae
Source: the annotation of a GenBank genome assembly
AGCUGAAAAAUUUCCGGAUCGCCAUGACUGAGCUUGCAUUUGCCAGUCCUGCACUUCGUGGUGCGAGCAUAGGAGCUCAGGCACAAACCUUGCCAAAGGAAGGGGCUUUGUCGACCAGUUGGCAGCCGCUGGCAAACCUCGCAACAGCUUCUGUCUUUUUAGGUGCUCUUGGAGCUGCACACUCAAGGAGACGAACGCGCAAUGCGCUUCGAGAUGUUGUGAAGGUUCAGGCGGUCGAUGUAGAUGUUGAGCAGAAAGAGGCCGUAGCAUUGCGGGAUGGCCAGAAUGCCGAGCUUGGUGAAGUUUUGGAUCAGGAGUAUACGGCAGGCUUCUAUACAGACAUUGAGUCAGAGUCCUUGCCGAAGGGCCUUAACGAGGACAUCGUUCGGAAGAUCUGGGAGAUUAAGGAGGAACCAGACUGGAUGCUAGAAUUUCGCCUGAAUGCCUUCAGGAAGUGGAAAAGCAUGAAGAUGCCAGAAUGGGCACACUUGGAGAUGGCAGAGAUUGACUUUCAGGACAUUGUAUACUACUCCAGACCAAAGUCAAAGGCCAAGAAGCAGAGCCUCGACGAGGUGGACCCCGAGCUUCUGAAUACCUUUGAGAAGUUGGGCAUCCCGCUUACGGAACAGAAGCGCCUGGCCAACGUGGCGGUGGAUGCGGUCUUCGAUAGUGAGAGCAUUGGCACAACCUUUCAGAAAGAACUUCAAGAGGCAGGAGUCAUUUUCUGCUCCAUCAACGAGGCAAUCAAGGAACAUCCAGAGCUGAUCAAGAAGUACUUGGGCUCUGUUGUUCCAACUGCUGACAACUAUUUUGCUGCUCUGAAUAGUGCGGUCUUCAGCGAUGGAUCCUUUUGCUACAUCCCCAAGGGCACCACGUGCCCGAUGGAGAUCUCCACCUACUUCCGCAUCAACAACAAGGAGUCUGGUCAAUUUGAAAGAACCUUGCUCAUUGCUGAUGAGCAGAGCUAUGUCUCAUACUUGGAAGGAUGCACUGCACCAAUGUUCGACUCAAAGCAGUUACAUGCUGCAGUGGUGGAGCUUCAUGCUGCAGAGGGCGCCGAGAUCAAGUACUCCACAGUGCAAAAUUGGUACGCUGGUGAUAAGAACGGAAAGGGUGGAAUUCUCAAUCUGGUCACAAAGCGUGGUGUGUGUGAGGGGAAGAAGUCCAAGAUCUCCUGGACCCAGGUUGAAACUGGCUCCGCUGUCACCUGGAAGUACCCAUCCUGCGUGCUGAAGGGCGAUGGAUCGAUUGGCGAGUUCUACUCUGUGGCUUUGACCAACAACUACCAGCAGGCUGAUACUGGGACAAAGAUGGUACACCUCGGAAAGAACACCAGGUCCAAAAUCAUCUCCAAAGGCAUUUCCGCUGGGCAUUCCAAGAAUGCGUACAGAGGUCUGGUGGCAUUUCGAGGAAAUGCCACUCAGGGCAGGAACUUUUCACAGUGUGACUCGCUGCUGAUCGGGAACAAGGGCGAGGCCUCCACCUUUCCUUACAUAGAGGCUGCUGAUGGGAACAAUCAGGUGGAGCAUGAGGCCACAACCUCAAGAGUCUCUGAAGAGCAGCUCUUGUACCUCACAAGCCGGGGUCUUGCACCUGAAGAAGCUGUAUCCCUCGUCAUUAAUGGCUUUUGUCAGGAUGUCUUCGACCAGCUGCCCAUGGAAUUUGCCUCGGAGGCUCAGAAGCUCCUGUCACUCAAGCUUGAAGGUACAGUUGGAUAGUCAAGCAAUCGCCAUCAAUCCAAAGCCUCCCGUCGAGUGCAGUGCGCACCACUGACAGACCCGACGGUUCAAUCAACCAACUAUGAACAUGUUGUGUGGAUAAAAACUAGUACCACUAGAAACACCAGAAGAACUCGAUGCAGUUGAAGGAUUGAAACAUUGUGGUCAAAGGCCGUCUCACAGGUGCCGCAGCAAGCCAUUGAAUUUGGUGUGCUGAGCGCAUGAGUCUUUUCCAGAUCCAGUCCGGUGUGGAAUCAAUGUCCAGCCGAUUUGAAUGGGUCUUUAUGCUCUCACGCAGACAUUCUGGGCUGAAGACAUGUGUUUCAAAUACCCGUG